UAUAAAUAUGUAAGUAUAUAUGUACAUAGAUUCAUAUACAUAGUAAAUCUACUUGCCCUUACUCAUAUUUAUUGAGAGUCGUCGAUACAAAAUCGAACACUGAUAUACAUUUGUAUGUGUAUACAUAUGUAUAUAUGUUGUAUAUAAUAAUUUCCUUCUUUUGAUUGUAUCGCUCAAUCAUAUUUACCGUACCUGUUUUCCCAAUAAGUUUGGUGGUGGUAGCUUUAAACAUACAUACUUAUGUGAUUAGAAAACAACAAAAAAGAACACCUGUUCUAACCACCACCAAACGGCAACGGACCUCGAAACUAAAAUAAAGCACCAUUAUUAUUAUUACGCUAACCUACAUCACGCCUCCAAAUAUUCGCUAGUAACACCGUUAGUCAGCCACUUACUUUUGGUAGCGACAGGUUCGAAUGCUUUUAUUUACACGCCGGCAACUUCAGUACACACACAUCAGCCGACACAUCAAAGACUGACACUUUCUGUUUACUUAAUUUAAACAAAUAAACAGCGAAAAUAUUAACAAAUUGAGUACUUUUAAAUUAAGCAACCAUGUCUGAUGAAUUGAAUUCAGAUGAAGACCCAUACGCGAACGAGUCUUUCGAAAAUGACACGGAUGAGAUACCUGAAAUAUCUGAAACGGACAGUGAGAGUGAAAUAGAACCCGAAAUGGUACCAUCUAAUAGUUCGCUCUAUGCUUACGCUAGAAGCCGGUUUAGUGGACGCAAGGGCUCGUUGCAAAAUAAGAAUUACGUACCCUACGAUAGUUCCUCAGAAGACGACCAAGAUGUGGUAAUCAGUGAGACUAUCGCCGAAAUUAACACCGAACCCAUGUGCAUGGAUGACGCUAUCAAAACGCCAAAAAUUUCUUUUAAGGCAGCGCUGACCCGGCGCAGUUCCUCGGCGCGAGUGAUUGGAAACAAACGAAUGCUUGUUGAACCGCUUUCUAUUGUGGAAAUACCAAAUACUGCACCUACCGUAAGCGAUGAUGUGAGCAAUGGUGAAGUCUCGGACAAUGUCGAUGAAGAUGCGACAGCUGAAGUGAAAACGGAAAAAGAGGCCGAGGUACUUGACAAAUUUAAAGACUUAAGUUGUAUUCAAGACGACUCAAGUCAGGAAGAAGAUAAUGUAUUGUUGCCGUGCAAUGCUCCGCAACCGCAUGAAGCACCUGAUGACAAUGAUUCACACAAAGAGAUAGAUGUGCACGUGAAUUCUUUUGACAUAUCAUCAGAGAAAUUGAGAGAAAAUAUGAAUAAUUUUGCGGAUAUUGCUAGCGUUAGUGAUGGUCCGUCAAAGGAAAAUGAUAAUGAGCUUGUGGAAUAUGAGCCAAGUAUUGAUGUACAUAUUACUAGCGAAACACCGACCAGUUUUAAUUCAGAGGAGUAUGCCUUCCAUUUGAACUUCUUAAAGACGUGUGGAUCAAGUGACAAACUGAGAAUGCGGUCCAAUCCCCGCAAAAGCUGGAGCUUCUCUAACGAUCGCAUGCGGGAAAUUGAGCGGCACAACCAUAUUUUGCUACGAAAAAUACUCUCACAGAAGCCGACAUACCAUUUGGCCACACCAAAGCCUACUAAAUUCGCCACAUUACCUCCAACCACGCGUAUCACCAGCGCAGCGAUAAACCGAAAGAAGAAGCAACGACAAAUUGAUCUGGAUAAUCAAGGACUCAAGCGCCGCAUCGAAGCUAUAACUCUUCGACGUCCCACGCUGCAACAUUUAAAUUAAUAAUAAAUGUUAAUUUUUGAUUUUUUGAACAUACAAAUUUCAUUUAUUAUUUGAGACUAAAUGUUGAACAGUGUAUACCAAUAAAUAUAUUUUGGCCAUUUAAACAUUUGUAAAAUCACCUUUGUAUUAUAGAA
Bactrocera dorsalis (oriental fruit fly) is the source of this 1862-nucleotide messenger RNA. RefSeq names its product protein hemingway. The record is from RefSeq and is a predicted model, not a curated record. The coding region runs from base 556 to 1728 and encodes 390 amino acids. Gene Ontology annotation, biological process: spermatogenesis. The transcript has 5 exons. NCBI's taxonomy places the organism in Eukaryota, Metazoa, Arthropoda, Insecta, Diptera, Tephritidae.